AUGGGUUGUGCGUCAUCUCGAAGUCCUUUUGAUAACAAAACUAUGCAGAAGCUGAUAAAUGAGUAUAUUGAAGAAACAAAGCUAGACCAAGUUACUUGCAAUUUUAUUAACAAAACCAUUGGAGAAAUUAUUUUUCAGGGAAAAAUCUAGUGAGCGAGUAAAAAUAUUUUAAAAAGUGAUAAUUAUUAUAAUGAAAUCUCAAAUAAUUCAUUAAAUAAAAAUAAUUUGUACUCUAAAAUAUAAAUUUAAAUUUAUUUAUACUUUCACAUUUUUGCAAUUUGGGAUUUUGAGUUUUUGAAAAAAAAAUUAUAUAAAAUUUUAAAAUAAAAAUACCUCAUGCGAUCUUUUUUACCCAUUCACAGAGGAGAGUAAGAGACUUGAUAUUCAAUGCAGGGGAGAUUUGAUUGAUAGAUCUUCAUAUGAGAUGCUUGCAAAGAAUUGGCACUUAAAAGCGAAUUUUAGCUUAUUUACUAAGACUAAUUUUAUAUCGAAGUCUGAUCUAAAGCUAAGUCUUUUAGUUUUUAGUAAAGAUUCAGACGAAUCAAAAGUAGCCCUCUUAAAAGAAAUUGCAAGCACUAAUAAUCGAUUAGCCAUGAGGUAUCCAGAAUUAGCCUACCAGCUAGUGUAUCAAAGGAUUCCUGAAGAAUUAGCAAGGAUGAAAAAAAUUUCUGAAGCAGAAAAAGUAGCCUAUAUUAACAAAAAAAGACUAUCAGCUGGUACCAGUGCCUGUUUAUUUUUCAGUAACUACAUGGAAAAUCCUGAAAAUUUGAAGACUAUAAAUAUUGAUAUAAAUUAA
Molecule: messenger RNA, 796 nt
Organism: Blepharisma stoltei
Lineage: Eukaryota; Ciliophora; Heterotrichea; Heterotrichida; Blepharismidae
Source: the annotation of a GenBank genome assembly